CAAGAGUGGUCCCACAGACAGAUCUCCAUACGAGACCACAUGGCGCUCUAAUCUGUGUGUCAGGAGGGUCGGAGGACUUCCUAGAAACCAUCAGAGUGAGAGCUCCUGUCAUCAGCUCUUCUGCCUUCAUCCUCAUCUCCUGUUUUACUCUGACUCCAUCAGAAUUUUAGUUUUUUACUUCUUGCUCCAAAUCUGUGCUUUUAACCUUGGUUUGAAUAAUAAAAAAAAAAAUCACUGGAGGUUUGCAUGAAGAUGGUCAACUCUGAAGAGCACCAGCAUAGGAAAUAAAUCCCAAAAGCCAGAGAGACGUUGUUGUUUUUAACAAAGCUGUGAAGAUCUCACUCCUAAAGUUUUGCACUGCUCUUCUUUCCUGAGGAAGACUCUGCUGCAGUGAUGUCCUCUAUUGUAGCGCCGGAAAAACCCUCCUCAAACACCACGGCACCCAAGGAGGUGGAGCUCAUCCUUGUGAAGGAGCAGAAUGGGGUUCAGUUCACCUCGACCACCUUGGUGGCUCCAGCUCAGACUAACCCCAAUGGGGAGGAGGAGAGGGAAACCUGGGGGAAGAAAAUCGACUUCCUCCUGUCCGUGAUCGGAUUUGCCGUAGAUCUCGCAAACGUCUGGAGGUUUCCUUACCUCUGCUACAAGAACGGAGGAGGUGCAUUCCUGGUGCCGUACCUGUUCUUCAUGGUGAUAGCUGGAAUGCCUCUUUUCUACAUGGAGCUGGCUCUGGGACAAUACAACAGGGAGGGGGCUGCAGGUGUCUGGAAGAUAUGCCCAAUAUUUAAAGGUGUGGGUUUCACAGUGAUCCUCAUUUCACUUUAUGUUGGUUUUUACUAUAACGUCAUCAUCUCCUGGGCGCUGUUCUACCUCUUCUCCUCGUUCACCAGCGAGCUUCCAUGGGUCCACUGCAACAACACAUGGAACAGUCCAAACUGCUCGGAUUGGGCUGAGAACAGCUCGGUCAGUGAUAUUUACAAAGCCACACCAGCUCAAGAGUACUUUGAACGAGGGGUGCUCCACAUUCAGGACAGUAACGGUAUCGAAGAUCUGGGCCGUCCUCGCUGGCAGCUCACUUCCUGUUUGGCCGUGGUGAUUAUUCUGCUUUACUUCAGUCUCUGGAAAGGGGUCAAAACCUCGGGCAAGGUUGUGUGGAUCACAGCCACCAUGCCCUACGUGGUCCUGACUGUGCUGCUGCUCCGUGGAGUCACUCUGCCUGGAGCCAUCGAUGGCAUUAAAGCCUACCUCUCUGUGGACUUCCUGAGACUCUGUGAUGCCAAGGUCUGGAUCGAGGCUGCGACGCAGAUCUGUUUCUCGCUGGGAGUGGGGUUUGGUGUGCUAAUUGCAUUUUCCAGCUACAACAAAUUCAGCAACAACUGCUACAGAGAUGCCAUCAUAACCAGCUCCAUCAACUCUUUAACCAGUUUCUUCUCUGGCUUUGUGGUCUUCUCUUUCCUUGGAUACAUGUCCCACAAACACAACGUGGCUCUCGAUAAAGUUGCCAGAGAUGGAGCUGGGUUGGUGUUCGUCAUUUACCCAGAAGCUAUAGCAACGUUGCCUGGGUCAUCAGUUUGGGCUGUCAUUUUUUUCAUCAUGCUGCUGACGCUCGGGAUCGACAGCGCUAUGGGUGGGAUGGAGUCGGUGAUUACGGGUCUAAUUGAUGAAUUCAAAUUCCUCCAUAAGCAUAGAGAGCUGUUCACCCUUUUCAUCGUUGUUUCCACAUUUCUCAUAUCCCUCUUCUGUGUCACGAGUGGAGGAAUGUAUGUUUUCACGCUGUUGGACCACUUUGCAGCAGGAACAUCGAUUCUCUUUGGAGUGCUUAUUGAAGCCAUCGGCAUCGCGUGGUUCUACGGAGUGGAUCGAUUUAGUGAUGACAUUAAAGAGAUGAUUGGUCAGAGACCAGGCAGGUACUGGAGGCUGUGCUGGAAGUUUGUCAGCCCCUGCUUCCUCCUGUUUAUGGUUGUGGUGAGCUUUGCCACAUUCAACCCUCCAAACUACGGCUCCUAUAUGUUUCCUCCAUGGGCCAACAUGCUGGGGUGGUGUCUGGCCAUGUCCUCCAUGGCCAUGGUGCCGCUCUAUGCCAUCUACAAACUCUGCACAUUGCCUGGGAGAUUUUGCAACCGGCUGGCCUAUGCCAUCACCCCUGAGACAGAGCAUCAUCUGAUUGAGAACGGGGAGGUUCGGCAGUUCACCCUGCAGCACUGGCUGGUUGUCUGAGAUCUACAGAAAAGCUGUUUGAAAGAGUGAACGAGGAAGGAUGUCAGGACGUUUGGGUGAAGGAAUGCAUGACCAACAAAGGAUAGAAGAGAUACGAAGACGGCAGUCAUUUCAGCUGAUCACAGGCGAAAACACUGGUGAGGAAAGUCUAAAAGUGCCAACAUAAAGAAAACAAAACAAAACUUAUGAACAUGAAUUAUAGUGUUAAUUUAUUUUGACGACGUGAGUGUGUGUAAAACUGUGCAUUGGCCCUACCUUUACCAGCCGAGAUUGUCAAACAGUGCAUUUUUUUUCAUAAAUUCUUCGUCUCAUCAGCUUAAGAAGUGAACUGACACUGAUGAUAAACUUUCAAGUAAAGCCAUUCAUUAUGUACUGAUAUCAAUAACAGAGCAUGCAAAUGUGUUUGAGGAUGUACCAAGACUGAUGCAGAGUUGAUAAAAUUACUUAUAGAGCGGUCUUUAAAAUAUGUAUAUAUCACCCCUUAAACUGAUGAGGUGAAUAAUAGUCACAGAAGUAGGGAGCGGGGCGUGAGGUGCAUUAUAUUUUUCAGUCUCUAGACCUUUGAGAAAAAAAAACUAGAUUUCUGUUUUAAAUUAAAACAGUUUGUCAUGACUUCCUCUCUCUUUAAGCCAUUUAAGUUUUUAGUCCUCUCUUUGACUGGGAUUAUCCAUAACUUUUCCUGUAGAAGGCACUGAGCUUUAUUUUCACAGUUGACUCAAUCCUAAUCUGUAAUUCAAGACUGUUUCAAAAACGCUGCUUUUUAUCCAACUGCAAUUAAAUGGUGUGCGAUGUAAUUAACAAAGUAAAUGAUAUAUAUAUAUAUGUGUGUAGGUAAAUGUAAUGUAGAGGGACUUGUAUUGUAUUGUUAUGUAAAAUAUUUAUUUACAAAUACUAUUAACAAAUAUAUAGAUAGAUAAAUAUUAGCCUUAAGGAGCUAGAAGAGAGUUAUAUGAAAAGUCCAGAUUAUCUUUGUUUUAUUAUUUUUGAAGCUCUUUCUGUUGAAUCAGAAACUACACUAACAGGUCAGUACGGACGUGUUUUCUCCCCUUGUGGUACAUGUAACACACAGAUGGGUUAAUUGUGUCCCAAGUUGUAUGCCUGUGCUGCUGUACUGUGCCCACUGGUGUUUCUGACGAUUUUUUUUGUACUGUCUCAUGAAGUAUAAUCAAUAAAACUGUUCCAUUUAAAAUUGUC
Nothobranchius furzeri (turquoise killifish) is the source of this 3408-nucleotide messenger RNA. It is a transcript of the gene slc6a3, whose product is annotated as solute carrier family 6 member 3. The record is from RefSeq and is a predicted model, not a curated record. Gene Ontology annotation, molecular function: dopamine:sodium symporter activity; norepinephrine:sodium symporter activity. Gene Ontology annotation, biological process: dopamine uptake involved in synaptic transmission; sodium ion transmembrane transport. Gene Ontology annotation, cellular component: presynaptic membrane; neuron projection; plasma membrane. Lineage: Eukaryota; Metazoa; Chordata; Actinopteri; Cyprinodontiformes; Nothobranchiidae.